Ailuropoda melanoleuca (giant panda) is the source of this 382-nucleotide messenger RNA. RefSeq names its product sialic acid-binding Ig-like lectin 15. The transcript has a single exon. Gene Ontology annotation, biological process: regulation of bone resorption; regulation of osteoclast development; regulation of actin cytoskeleton organization. The annotation marks the transcript as partial. The record is from RefSeq and is a predicted model, not a curated record. Gene Ontology annotation, cellular component: plasma membrane. NCBI's taxonomy places the organism in Eukaryota, Metazoa, Chordata, Mammalia, Carnivora, Ursidae.
GCGCCGGCGCAGCGCUGGUCCAUGCAGGUGCCGGCCGAGGUGAGCGCGGCGCUGGGCGAGGCGGCCGUGCUGCCCUGCACCUUCACGCACCCGCACCGCCACUACGACGGGCCGCUCACGGCCAUCUGGCGCGCGGGCGAGGCCUACGCGGGCCCGCAGGUGUUCCGGUGCGCGGCGGCGCGGGGCAGCGAGCUCUGCCAGACAGCGCUGAGCCUGCACGGCCGCUUCCGGCUGCUGGGCAACCCGCGCCGCAACGACCUGUCGCUGCGCGUCGAGCGCCUCGCCCUGGCCGACGACGGCCGCUACUUCUGCCGCGUCGAGUUCUCCGGCGACGUUCACGACCGCUACGAGAGCCGCCACGGCGUCCGGCUCCGCGUGACCG